CUGGAACACCCGAAGAACAACUUUCGGCAUGAACUCAGAGCUGACAAAGAGGACAGUUUAAAGGAUCUCUGUGCCCAAAAGAGCCAAAGCUAUUUAUAUUCUCUUUCUGCGCAAAGCAGUCAAUACAGCUCCAGGCACAGAGGCUCAUCUUCAGCUGGACUGCAGAGCAAGUAUGUCACCAGCCAGACCAAGACUCUGACUGUUCAAUCAGUAGCCAGGCAGAAAGGAGGAAUGGACCUUGCAUAUCCCCUGAAAACAAUUUUUCACCACUAGGAUGAGAGUGUUCCAGUGGUAGACUCAGCACUUCGAAGUGCCCCAUACACGGAGGAAGCUUCAAAUAGCAGGCCCAGCUCAAUGAGCAAAGGGAGGGCUCCAGCAGCAAGGCCUCCACUAACUGUGGUGAUCUGUCCUUGGACAUCAGAGCCUCAACAGUCAGCUCCCCAUCUCCACAGGAGAGAGCUGGCCUCCAUCCCAAAGUUGGAGGCAGCUGCAUGGAGCAUGGAAAAGGAAAUUCGAAAGCAAGAGGCCCUCCUCAGAGAGAAGCUGAGGAGAACAUGUGAGGUGCUUAGGAGGAUUCAAAGAGAGAAGCAGCUUGCCGAGGCUGAGGAGAGAAGAGACAGGGAAGCGGAGAGGACCCACGAGCAAAAGGCCGCGAGGCACCCUGAAGAGAAAACUCCCACCAGAGCUGCAGUCAGGCCAGGAGAUGGGCUCUUCAGUGGGGCGCAGGCUGCAGAGGCCACUCUCCCCAAGCCUGGCCCCACCCUCCACCCGCCAGAGCUGGCAAUGGGGAAACUCAAGAAGGAGCAGCCGGUGGCCAGCAACAGCCAAAUUCAAGACCGCAGACCCAUGGAGGGUUUAGCCUCUUGUUCAGAGCUGGCCCCAAAACGUAGCCCUUCUCCCAUUGUCCUCUCAGACCGAGGUGCUGGUGACCGCCAGUCCACAGAGGGGCUGUACGUGCAGGCUGCCAGUGCUGUGGAGCAGGACGGGCUCGGACAGUGCAGCUUCUGUGGACGCAAGUUUCUCUGCGUCAGGCUUGAGAAGCACAUGAGUAUCUGCCAGAAGAGCCAACUCUCCAGCAGGAAAGUGUUUGACUCCAGCAAGGCCAGAGCGAGGGGCACAGAACUGGAACAGUAUCAGCAGCGGAACUGCCCAGAGCCACCUGAGAAGAAACUACCCAGAAGGAACAACUGGAGACAGGAACACAAGGUUCUCAUCCAGACUCAGCACCAGGCCUGCCAGAUGCAGCAAGUCCUCUCUAAGGGAAGGAAAGCGUCGGACCUGGCCCCGUUGCCCCCUAUUGCAAACCCAGACUAUGUUGGCUGCCCCUACUGCAUGCGGCGCUUUGCUCCCCAGGUAGCUGAGAGACAUAUUCCCAAAUGCCAAACCAUCAAGAGCAGGACCCCGUCCCCACGAGAGGAGGUGUUGCUGAGGUGGUGUCCAACUGUACCUGCCGCUGCGAUUCCCUGCCACCAUGGCUUCUGCCAGGGUUCCUGA
This is a messenger RNA of Leptosomus discolor (cuckoo roller), 1494 nucleotides long. RefSeq names its product zinc finger C2HC-type containing 1C (gene ZC2HC1C). Lineage: Eukaryota; Metazoa; Chordata; Aves; Leptosomiformes; Leptosomidae. The record is from RefSeq and is a predicted model, not a curated record.